Molecule: messenger RNA, 6829 nt
Organism: Archocentrus centrarchus (flier cichlid)
Lineage: Eukaryota; Metazoa; Chordata; Actinopteri; Cichliformes; Cichlidae
Gene: ssh1b
Product: slingshot protein phosphatase 1b
Exons: 15
Coding region: 356-2965 (869 amino acids)
Biological process (GO): negative regulation of actin filament polymerization; protein dephosphorylation
Molecular function (GO): phosphatase activity; actin binding
Source: RefSeq, a predicted model, not a curated record
UCUGCCCUGCUUGCAACCUGCACUGUGUUUUUGUUUGUCUGUCUGCACACCAGUGAGGAAAUCACAGCCUCUGCUGGCGCGGAACAAAACGGAGGAACUCUCUCCUCUCACUUUCCGCCGAUGAGGACCCCGGUAACCGCAGAGGACUCACGGAGCAGGACCGAAAGGGAGCACCGGCGGGGCUGUGGAGUCAGGUGCUGCUGCUGCUGCUGCUGGAUGAGAGUCUGACUAGGCAUUUUCUCCCCGGUGACAGUGACAAUCUCGGCGGCGCAUCUUCCCAUCCUCCUCCUCUCCUCUCCUCCCCUCCCUUCUCCUGUCCUCCUGCGCUGCCCUCCACGGCUGCAGCUCCUUGACCAUGGCUCUGGUGACACUGCAGCGCUCUCCCACCCCCAGUGCAGCAUCCUCGGCUAGCACGACCAACAGUAGUGCGGGGGAGGAUUUCGGAAGUGACGAUGAGAGGAAAAAUAAUCAGAGCCUCAGCGAGAGCUUCUUCAUGGUCAAAGGAGCCGCCCUCUUCCUCCAGCAGGGUGGCAGCACGCAAGGACCAAAGACCCCGACCCACCACAAACAUGCAGGUGAUUUACCUCAACAUCUGCAGGUCAUGUUUAAGAUCCUCCGGUCUGAAGAUCGCAUCAAGCUGGCUGUGCGGUUAGAAAGCAGCUGGUCAGAUCGAGUGCGCUAUAUGGUGGUUAUCUACACCACUGGCCAUCAAGAUACUGAGGAAAACAUUGUCCUGGGAAUGGACUUUACAGAUAAGGACAGUAAGAACUGCUCUAUUGGGAUGGUGCUGCCACUAUGGAGUGAUAGCAACAUACAUUUAGAUGGAGAUGGAGGCUUCAGUGUGAGCACGGCAGGGCGGUCACAUGUCUUCAAGCCUGUAUCUGUGCAGGCCAUGUGGUCUGCUCUGCAGGUCCUCCAUAAGGCAUGCGAGGUGUCCCGCCGGUUCAACUACUUCCCAGGGGGCAUUGCUCUCACAUGGAUGGCCUUCUAUGAGAGCUGCAUCACCUCCGAGCAAAGCUGCAUCAAUGAGUGGAAUGCUAUGACUGACCUGGAGAGCACCCGGUCUGAUUCUCCCACCAUGUUUGUCGACCAGCCAACUGAGCGAGAGAGAACUGAAUGUGUCAUUAAAGCCAAACUACGCAACAUCAUGAUGUUUCAAGACCUGGAGAACAUCACCUCAAAGGAGAUCCGUAACGACCUGGAACAGCAUAUGAACUGUAACCUCAAAGAAUACAAGGAGUUUAUAGACAACGAGAUGCUUUUGAUCCUGGGGCAGAUGGACAAGGCCACACUUAUCUUUGACCAUGUUUAUUUGGGCUCUGAGUGGAAUGCUUCCAACCUGGAAGAGCUACGUGAGUGUGGAGUGGGUUUCAUUCUGAACGUUACCAGAGAGAUCGACAACUUCUUCCCAGGGUUGUUUUCUUACCACAAUGUCCGAGUGUACGACGAGGAGGCCACUGAUCUGCUGGCCCACUGGAAUGACACCUACAACUUUAUUGUCAAAGCCAAGAAGAAUAAUUCCAAGUGCCUGGUGCACUGUAAGAUGGGGGUGAGCCGGUCUGCCUCUACAGUUAUUGCCUAUGCAAUGAAGGAAUAUGGUUGGUCUCUGGAGAAAGCCUACAACUUUGUCAAGCAGAAACGGAGUAUAGCGCAGCCAAACGCCGGCUUCAUGAGACAGUUGGCAGAGUAUGAGGGAAUUCUAGAUGCCAGUAAACAGCGUCACAACAAGCUAUGGAGGCCUGGAGCAGAUGAGGAAGGAUCAGAUGAUUUGCAAGCCUCGGGUCAUUGUGCUGGUGGAGAGGAAACACCGGUGCUGAGAGAAGAGGAAGCCUGGGGAGGCUGUGGGGCGUCUCCCUGUAGGGGUAUGGGUUUGGAGAUGGAACCUCUAGACUCGCUUAACUAUAAUUAUUACUUCAGACGUUUAUCAGACUCCGCACUUGACAGCGAGCCCUCGACCCCAGUGCGGGGACCCCCUCUGCUCGGUAUGGAAAGAGUUUUUAUUGAGAUUGAAGAUGUAGAGAGAGAUGCCCUACUGGAGGAUGAGGCUUUCCCCAUGGCCCACUUAGCCCUGCCCGGUGAGGGCACAGCUGCUCAGACUUGUGGGCGCCUUGAUCCCCUAGAGGACAUGAGACUGAGGCUCGAGUUCAGUACUUUGGAGGAAGAAGAUGAGGAAGAAGCCAAGAAAGAGGAAGCUGAAAUGGCAGCUUUGGCUCAAACACCUGGAAAUACAGAGGGGAAGAAAAUGGAAGAGGAGGCCGAGAGGAGCGAGGAAAGCCGGUUAGGCUUAGCCAACCUGAACACCAACAACAGUAACCGCCUAGCAGCCAAGCGCAGCUGUCCUGCAGCUUUUGAUGACAGUGCUAGCACAGGAAACCCUUUAAAAGUGAAGCCCUCCUAUCAGUCCUGUAAAGACUGCAUGCGUCUACCACAAGGGCGGCGCUGUGACCGUCCAACGGGGGGCCGUUCCCACCGCUUUAACCCCUCCCGCCACUGCACUGUCCCUUCCAUAUGCAUAGAUCCACCUGGGACAAAUUUUGCUUCCACACCAACUCUGCAGUCUCUUUCCAACCCUGCAGUUGUACCACCUAACUUGGUCCAGCCUUGUACUCAACUCUACCGCUGUUCCACCUGUACCCCUGGUGUCACAUCUAACCCUCUAAGCAACCACCAGAAACUGGCCUCACCCAUGAACUGUGAGGAGGCGGCUCCUGACUGCAGCUCGGUGGAGACGGAGGACAUGGAUGAACCGCAGGGCGGGCAAGUGUUAAGGGGGUGUACUGAGGCUGUCAAUGAUGCUGAAGAUUUAAAAUUACAACCUGGUGGCGCAGCAGAACUCCCGCAGCAGGAUCUGUCGCAGCUGCAAAUGCCAGGACUGGGGAUGGGAUUUGGUCUGGAACUGAUACGACAGAGGGCAGAGCAGCUUGAGAAGCUUCCAAGCAUGGCCAUGGAGGCCAGCUCUCAGUAGGACCCCUGCCUUAUUACGGUGGCUCAAGCAUAGAUGAGGUGGAGGAAGUGGUUUGCCACUGUCUCAGUCUCUUUGAUGGCUUUGAGAUGUUAAAUAACUGCUGCUGUGGUACCAGAAACAAUGCUCUGCACUGACCUCUACUGUAAUGUCUUGUCUCCAUUAAAACAAGCUGCAGAAGCUCUCUGCAUCUACAGAGACUGCUCCGUGAUAGACGCCUGGCAUUAAGGUCCAGAUGAGGCUUAUUGCUUCCACAAUGUGCAUAAGGCCCGGAUGCUUCUGAUCAAGCUGGGAUGGAAGACUUUCACAUGUGACAGAGGCUAGCGUGGGUUGUUUGAACCACCUUUCUCACCACAUAUGCAGGAUCAUCACACUUCCACAUUUUCCCAGUGGAGACGAGCAUUAUGCUGCCGUUUUGCCAUCAGCAGCAGUGGUGGUUUCUAAGAGCUAGUUGUUGUUCCUCCAUGAUUCCUCAGAGUGCUUUACUUUAAUGUUGUUGAAAAGAAAAAUAGCUGAAGUAACACACUUCUGUCACGGUACUCAGUCCAGCUCAUCAACAGUAUUCAUAAAAGAGAUCAAUAAGUAUUUAUAGUUGAGCCUCUUCGACUGCAGUCACGAUUUCCUCAUAUUACUGAACCAUAGACAACUGAACCAUCGCCGAGCUUAACUUAUAUUUUACCUGCUGCAGCUGCUUUUGCAUCAUGAUAAAGCAUUUCAUGUGAAAGCAUACUAAUUUAUAAAAAUGGAUGUGACCAUACGUGAGCCUUUUUAAUGCCUCUUCGGGAAGCGUCGUACCUCGGGCCACGAGCGUCUCAGACUGUUUUGAUCAAAGACUGUUUUGUUCUUUCUGCUCAGUGGCUAGUUCACCCUGACCUUCUCCAAUAAAGUUAAUGUAAUCAUGUACUGAAGGCUCUUAGUUUAGCCCACGCAUGAUUUUGCAGUAUUACGUAACAUAUCUUCGACACAUUUAGACAGAAAUGUAUGAAAUAACAAACCUAUAUUUGAGUUGGGUUUUUGUUUUGUUUUUGAAAUCCUAAAAAAAAAGAAAGUUUAGCUUUUCAUUUUAUAAUAAUUGGUUACAUUGUAAGUAACAACAUAAGGUGCAUUCAUUCAUCGAGUGGUUGUCAAAUGAAUUCAGCUGAACCUGGCCACUCAUCUUAUGUAUAAGAAAAUGAUGGAAGACAAGCAGAUUGAGAGGCAUUGCAGCGUUUAGACACUGAGAAACAUUCAGAUCAUUUCUAACCAAAGCCAUAUCAUGCAUGGGCAUUUGGAUUGCAUCUACAAAUAUUUGCAAAUGCACACAAAUCACAUAUACAGUAGAUUAUGCACUUGAGCACAACUCUAGUAUCCAUUCACACCAUGCACAGGCACAUUUCAGCUCUAUUUCAGUAACCCUAAAUAAUUAGAGAAAACUAAAGCAGACCUGGAGACAUCAAAGAUAAAAUUUUUUAAAAAUCUAUUAUAUGUUUCAAGGAAGUAGUUGCAUUUGCUUGCAGCAUCCAGUGGAUUCCAUCCCUGUGUAAUGUAUAGCUUAUUUGCUCUAAUAAUAAUGUCAGAUCCAAGUAUCAACUGGUCAUGCUGUAAAAUUUGUUUGUUCAUAAUAUACUGUGAAAUGGAGAAAAAAAAAACUCCAGUCACUGUUAUAUGAAAAUUGGACAAUAUUUAUAAUUUAUUGUACUGGAUUUCCUUUAUUUUAAAUGCAGAAGACAUCAUCUAUGAUAUCAGCAUGCACAGGUUUUCACAUAUGUGCCCCUACAGGCAAUUAUUUCAAAUCUUUUCCUCAUUUCUUAUUUAUACCCCCCCCCCCCCCCCCCCCUUGUCUCAUUGCCUAAGGCUUUUUGUUUGUGUUUUUUAAAGCUGUUUCCUAAAUGUUGUGCCACAAAUCCAAAGUUGCUGUGCCACAAGGUUUAUUCUCUGCAAAAAUUCUGUGUUUGGUUGCUCUUGCGUUGAUAUCGUUACUGGCACGCUGGGUGUGCUGCUGAAGGAUGCCUGUUUGUAUGCAGAGAAAGCACACGCAAGAUGUAUUACUGUGUUUAGCACUUAAAGAGAAAUGAAAACUGUGCAAAGAAUGAAUGCAAAUCAUGCGAUUAUCUUUAACUGUGGGUUUAUUGUUUUGUUUUUUUGUAGAAAUUUGGUUUGUCUUCAAUUAGAUAAAUAUAAACAACAAUGCAUCCUCUGUUCCUUUUCCUCCCCGAACUAACUGAAUCUGAGGGAGCUGCAGGUUUGCUCCACUAAUUAGAUUAAAAUAUUUUGGUGUUCCCUUUAAGCUGGUCUUUUCUUUCACAUGGCCGUUUGAGGAUUAUAUAACACAAGAAGAUUGAAAGACCCUUCAGUUGAAUCAUUUUAAACUGGUAAAAAGUAGGAAUUGAAAAAUGGUACAAAGUGAUCAUCUUGCAAAAGACUGCGAGAGACAGAUUAAGAAAAUAUUUGGUGUACUGGGAAAUAUUUGCUUUUUUGCCAAAAGUUACAUGGAGCUGAAAAAAAAAAUGUAUGAAGCCAUAGCCAUUAGCCAGUGAGCUUAGCUUUAUGUGAUGACUGGAAGCAGGAACAAAGGGCAUGGGUCUCUGUGUAGCCCACCAGUUUUUAAAUUCACUACAUGACGCAUUAUAUGUUGUUUUUGUUUAAUCCCCAUAAAAAGCAAAUGUAGUCCUCUAGUUCUCAUGCUAAGCUAACAAGCUUUUGACUGUACCUUCAUAUUCACUAAGACCAAACACCAGGGUGGUAUUGAUUUUUGUCUUGGAACUGGGCAAAGUAAGCUUACUCUCCCAGAUUUCCAACAAUUUCUUUAAUAUAUCAUUGGUGUGAUUCCAUAUUGAGCCCGUUCUUCUCAUCAUGUUAACAUGUUGACAUAUGGACCUGCUUAAGGUUGUCUUUCAUGUGACAAAAUUCCUGUAUCCCUGGACCACAGCACAAUGUUCGGUUGGUUCUGUCAUGUUUUAUUUAUUUAUUAUUAUUAUUAUUAUGGUAUUUAAGUGCCUUAACCUCAGCCUUAGCUCUGUCAUAAAGCAUCACAGGCUUUGCAAAGUUUCUGUGAGUGUGUUGAUGGCCUGGCUUUUUGUACAUUACUUAACCUCACUCCCAAUAAUAACCAUUACCCUUUGCAAUGUAUAACUUAGCACAUUAUAUAAUGUAUGCAAACACACUUAAGCUCAUUUACAGCAGCAUCCUCUCCCUCAGUGCACUUGGUGGACUUCCAUUUAUUAAUAGCCUCCAAUAAUAUUGUAUUUGUUUGAUAUUGUUGAGACUCGUGGUACAUCGUAUUGGUUCAAUAGCCGGCUGAAGAACCUUUGCUGGAAUGAGAACUAUCAUUUACAUCAAACCAUUAGGUAGGAUGGAUUUAUCUUUAAAUUUACCAGUCUGUACAUAUUUUUCUCUACAAUUUGCUAUUUGAGUAUAUUAGCUUGCAGACAUGGUCAAUAUUAAGAAAAAGUAUUGAAAAUGCUACUGUGUAUUGAUAAGUACUCAUUAAGUUCUCGUGUUUGUACCACAGCAAAAGAUUUUAAAUCAUCACUAAUUUAGGCAAAUGUUUUCAGGCUCUAUGGAAAAUGGUUGUGUUUGGAUUUAUUUAUUGCUUUAGUCCCAGGCAGCAGGCUUCAAAAUGACAAUCCCACUGAAGAGCCGAGCACUGAGGACAUUAAGAUAUGUUAUAAUGUAGGGAGGGGGUCCAGGUAUUUAUUCAGUGUAUUUAUAGAGCACAAGUCUGCCCCAAAGCAUGUGAGCUUGAGAUUGAGUGGAAGAUGUAAAUAAGUCAAACCUCCCUGGGAGUAAGAUUUUGUUAUUAUGUUUGAUGCUUUUUGUUAACUUUUGUGUACUGUACAUUGCCAAUGUUCAUGUGUAUGCACUUUUUUUACAUUUUGUUAAUAUGUU